UUGUUGCAUAUCCGUUGCUUUGACCGGGCAGCAAAACUGUGCAAAAUCCAGAAAUUCUUAAACCCUAAUUAAGUGGGACUGGAGGCUGCCGCAUCGGAGUGGAAGGCUCUCGGAAUUGCUUCAAUGGCGAAGAAACGAAAAGCCCCUUCUUCUCAACAGACUAAUGAAUCGAAGCCCAAGUUAAUUCGUGAAGAAGUUGUAGAGGAAGAAGAAGAGGAAACCUCUGAGGAAGAAGAGCAAGAAUCCGAAGAAGAAGAAGAAUCCGAAGCAGAGUCAUCUUCAGAGGAGGAGGAAUCAGAAUCCGAAGAUGAAGAAGAAGAGUCAUCUUCUUCUGAAGACGAAGCAAACGACGAAGCAUCAAAAAGAGAAACCCUUCGCGAAUUAUUGGAGCCCUUCGGGAAAGCCCAAAUCAUAGACCUUCUUAAGGAGGCGGCCGCAAAGGACCCGAAACUCCUAUCGAAAAUCGUGCAGGUGGCGGAUUCGGAUCCUACCCACCGGAAAAUAUUUGUACACGGUCUCGGUUGGGACGCCACUUCCGAGCAGCUUGUCCAGGCAUUCAAGCCCUUCGGUGAAAUUGAGGAGAGCAAGUUAAUUACUGACAAGAACACGGGCCGUGCCAAAGGCUACGCCUUUGUGUUGUUCAAAACGCGGGCUGCUGCCAGAAAGGCUCUAAAAGUUCCCCAGAAGAGGAUUGGAAGCAGGACUGUUUCGUGUCAGCUGGCGGCUGUUGGCCCGGCUGCUGCGACGGGAGCGACUGAGGGAGGCAGCCGGAAGAUUUAUGUGGGGAAUGUUGGGCCCCAUGUUAGUGCUGAGAAGCUAAAAGCAUUUUUCGGGAGGUUUGGGGAGAUUGAGGAAGGGCCGAUGGGGCUAGAUCCGGCUACUAAUAAGUUUAAAGGGUUUGCAAUUAUUACUUAUAAGUCACCAGAAGGGUAUAAAAAGGCAAUGGAGGAGCCGAUUAAGGUGUUUGAGAAUUGUCAAUUUCACUGCAAAAAGUUUGUGGAGAAAGACAACAAGAACAAUGUUUCUGUACAAAGUAGUGUCAGUAGUAUGAAUUCUGCUGUUACUGAUGUCAGUUACAAUAACUUGGGAGUGAAUACAGGGAUUUUGGGAACUAAUUUGAAUGCGAGUGGGCUUUUGAUGGCGCAUAAUCCUGGAAUUGGAUUGGCCGGGAAUGCAAUCAUGGCAGCAGGAUAUAAUCCAGCAGGUUUAGUGGCCUCCGGAUUGAGUACGCCAAUUGCGGGUAUGACUGGUAAUUAUGGAAUAAAUAGCAUGAGCCCUGGCGUGAUUGGGAACUAUGGAUCACAAGCAGCUUUGCAUGGCUUGGGAGCCUUCCAGAAUGCUCAAACGGGGCAAACCUCCAUGGGGACAGCAGCAACGGCAACUACAGCAACAAGGGCUCCAACAAGUGGAGUAUCCACACCAGCAACAUUUCCUUCCUAUUUCAGCCGCUAGGUUCAUGUCACUGUUCAACAACGCUAUUGAUCUGUACAACCACAUUGGGUUAGUUGAAUUGUUUCCAGGACAAACUGGAUAUCUAUGCUCUUGUUUUGUAUCACUACAGACGUCGCGCACAUCUUUUCUCUUUGUUUCUUUUCUUGCAACUUUCUCCUGUUCUUGUUUUGAGAGCAUGUACAUAUUAUUCAUAUAGUUUCAGAUGUCUGAAAACCUCGAGUUAACUCCACUGAUACUGGAAAAACGAUUUAUUAUCAUAAUCUGCCAAACUUAUACUAAAUUUCAAUUUUGUA
Molecule: messenger RNA, 1745 nt
Organism: Sesamum indicum (sesame)
Lineage: Eukaryota; Viridiplantae; Streptophyta; Magnoliopsida; Lamiales; Pedaliaceae
Product: UBP1-associated protein 2B
Cellular component (GO): nucleus
Molecular function (GO): RNA binding
Source: RefSeq, a predicted model, not a curated record